UAUCCCCUUGUAUUCUGGAAGACCAUUGAACGUAGAUUUAUAAUUACAAAAAACACAGGAUUAUGCCCUAAAUUAAAGAAUACAAGGGGAUAUCUUAUGGAUGUGUCCGCAUCAAAUUCAGAUACUUCUUGUGCAAUCUCUUCGGCGACGAUGAUCAUUUCUGCUGAUACAGCAGAGCCUCCUCCUCCGCCUGAUUCUGUUACCCCCUCUGUCGUCAAUGGUUCUGCUACUUCUCCCCUCAAAUGUGACCAAAACCCAUCUCUCUCAUCUGCAUCUUCAUCCCCGCCUCCCGAACUCCAACUACCUGUAUCGUGGCCCCAGGAUGGGAAACUCAGCCUCGGUUGGAUCUAUAAUCUUAUGGCUUGUUUCGACUGGUCUUCCAAGAACCUCCCUCCCUCAGAAUUUCCGUCUGUUUUGCCGGUCCAUGUCUUCGACUCUCUUAUCCUUGUCGCUUCCAAAAUGCUUCACAAAGAACCUAACUGUGUAUCUGUAGACCCCUUUCAACCUCAUUCCGAGUCCGGGGAUCGAGCUGCUUCUGCGGUUGUCGUUGUGGGGGACGUUCAUGGCCAAUUGCAUGAUCUAUUGUUCCUCCUUAGAGAUGCUGGCUAUCCUUCGCCAAAUCGCAUAUUCGUCUUCAAUGGUGAUUAUGUUGACAGAGGAGCUUGGGGUCUGGAAACUUUCUUACUCUUGCUGGCGUGGAAGGUUUUUAUGCCGCAUAACGUGUAUCUACUGCGCGGGAAUCAUGAAUCAAAAUACUGUACAUCUGUUUAUGGCUUUGAGAAGGAAGUUAUGGCAAAGUACAGUGAUAAAGGUAAGCAUGUAUAUCGGAAAUGUUUGGGAUGCUUUGAAGGUCUUCCUUUGGCAUCUAUUAUAGCUGGACGUGUGUACACAGCUCAUGGAGGACUUUUCCGCAGUGUAACCGUGACGCCAUCAAAGAGAUUAAAAGGAAAGCGAAACCGUAAGAAUUAUUCCAAACCUGAUACUAAAACCUUGUGUCUUGGUUCAUUGGAAGAAUUAUCUAAGGCUCGGCGAUCAGUUCUUGAUCCUCCUUGGGAAGGCUCAAACCUGAUUCCUGGUGAUGUUUUGUGGUCUGAUCCUUCGAAAACUCCUGGUCUUGCUCCAAACAAAGAAAGAGGCAUUGGCUUAUUGUGGGGUCCUGAUUGUACUGAGGAAUUCUUGAAGAAGUAUCAGCUAAAGUUUAUCAUUAGAUCACAUGAAGGUCCUGAUGCACGGGAAAAGAGGGAGGGUUUUGAUGGAAUGGAUGAAGGUUACACUAUCGAUCAUAUUGUGGAGUCUGGAAAGAUGAUCACCCUUUUCAGUGCUCCAGAUUACCCACAAUUUCAGAUCAAUAGAAGGAAAGUUGCACAACUCUUCAUAUCCUCUGGUGGUGGCUACAUUCCAGCAGAAGAUCUUAAGUGAUGGCAACGACUACAAAGACAAUGGCUUGAGGCAAUUAUGAGGAAGCUAAGUGUAAAAUCAAGAAGUGGCACAGGGGGAAGAUAUGUGGCAUGAUGACUGGCUAUCAUGGCAGUGAAUGACUGUCAUGGGAUGGAGCUUGAUGCUCAGCUCUCUGGUGACGGUGUCAGUAUCUUUCAUGGGGGAAAUAUUUGUGGCAAAAGUCCUCUGCUUUCAGGUGGCUAGUUAAUUAGGCUAGGAGGGGCAUAUUUGUCAAAAAGCUGAUUCCCAGGAACACACUACAUUUCCUCUCUGAAGCGAGAUGUCCUCUCAUCAAAUGAGGGAAUUAAUGAUUUCUAAGGAAAGUCUGGCCUCUACCAAACAUCAGGGAAGCUUUUUUCUCCAUCCAUUCCUUCUCCCUAUCUCUCUUUUUCUCCUAUUUAACAGGGCAUAAAUGCAUUUUUAAUCUUUUAUUUUUGAGAAGAACCUAAAGCUGGGAGGUACUUUGAAACUUCUGGAUUGUCUGAUAGAAAAAUAGUCAAUUAUCUGCUCCGGAACAGCUCUU
This is a messenger RNA of Neltuma alba, 1960 nucleotides long. RefSeq names its product serine/threonine-protein phosphatase 7. The record is from RefSeq and is a predicted model, not a curated record. The coding region runs from base 97 to 1419 and encodes 440 amino acids. The transcript is spliced from 5 exons. Gene Ontology annotation, molecular function: hydrolase activity. Lineage: Eukaryota; Viridiplantae; Streptophyta; Magnoliopsida; Fabales; Fabaceae.